This is a messenger RNA of Dovyalis caffra, 2907 nucleotides long. The record is from the annotation of a GenBank genome assembly. NCBI's taxonomy places the organism in Eukaryota, Viridiplantae, Streptophyta, Magnoliopsida, Malpighiales, Salicaceae.
AUGAAGCCGCCGCAGCCGUUACACAUCCCUCUGAAUUCUAGGAAAAAGAGAGUGUUCAUGGACCCUGACGUGAUCGAAAUCCCACCUCCUCCAACUCCGAUUGUUUCUCGCUCUCACACUAGUAAACAAUCUAAAAACAAACAGGUUAUUCUUCAUGAAAUAAUUGAUAUUGACAAGGAUGAAGAUUCAGUUGAUGUGAUGAUUCUUGACCAGAAAUAUGACAUAAAGGACAAAGGGAAAUCUAUAAAAGAUAAUUCUGAUGGCUAUAGUCAAGCCAAGGAUGGUAUUUCCAAUCAUCUUUUCAGUCCUUCCCCUGGAGCAAAUAAUAUAAUCAACGUGGAUGGUCUUGAUUCUGAUUCAUUGUACGAUGAUGGCGCAUAUAUGGAUUUUUAUUCUGAUGACUUCAUGGAUUUUGAUGAGUAUUCAUUUUUGCAAUCCCAUUUUGACAAAGUGGAUAUUCCUCCUGGAGUGGAGGCACCCAUUCCUUGGUUGCCGAAUUCUGAUAAUAAUGCAAAUAAAUCUGCUAAUGGAACUAAUUCUUUUAAUACAAGCAAUGAAAUGCAAUCUAAUGGUGGUGGUUCAUGGUCAUUGAAGCCUGCCCAUGCAAUCAAGCCGAAUUCAGUGAGUGGUUCAAGUUUUCAUAACCCAGUGGAUUCCAUGAGUCAUGCUUCUGGAAUGAACCUGUCCUCUCCUUGGUCACUUCCCCAAACUGCUCAAAGUAAGAAAGAACAAGAUGUUUCACAACAUGGGGGAGUGCCUCAAAUUUUGCACCUUCCCAUACUGGGUGCUCCAAGUAGUUCAACUGAUUAUGACCAUGCAAAGCACUUGGACAGUGUUAAGCCUCCUCAUGGACUCGGGCCAGCACAUUCGGGACAUAUCAAUCCUGCUCCUGUAUUUUAUCCAGGUCCUUCAUUUAUGGGUGGAUUGGACCAUUUUCCUAUUAUUGGCCCUUCCAUGUCUUCGUUUGCGUCGAAAUUCAAACAUUCAAUUGCUAACCAUACAAGUCAUUCAAAUUUUUAUGAUCCGUUUGAUGCUUUACAUAUCCCUCCUGAAGACAGUGCUGCUGGAUCUCCAAAAAAUGUAAACAAGGAUGAUAUCCUCAGAAAGUUUCAAUUAUUUAAGCAGUUUGAUACAGUUGAAGAUCAUUCAGAUCAUCACUAUACUUCUAAAGGUUCUUCUGUGAAGCAGCCACCAAAGACUUGGGCAAAGAGAAUUCAGGAAGAGUGGAGAAUCCUGGAGAAUGAUUUACCUGAUUCUAUAUUUGUUAGGGUUUAUGAAACAAGGAUGGACCUAUUGAGGGCUGUAAUUAUUGGAGCAGAGGGUACUCCCUACCACGAUGGUCUCUUUUUCUUUGACGUUUUUUUCCUGCUGGCUACCCCAAAGUACCACCGGUAUGUGUUAGAUGUUCUUGUCGACUACCAUUCUGGUGGUCUUCGACUUAAUCCAAACUUGUACAGUUGUGGGAAGGUAUGCCUCAGCCUUCUUGGAACAUGGCAGGGCAACAAGAAUGAGAAGUGGCAGCCUGGUGUCUCAACUGUGCUACAAGUUCUGGUAUCUAUACAAGCAUUGAUAUUGAAUCAAAAGCCCUUUUUUAAUGAGCCUGGAUAUGAACGAAUGAGUGGUUCGGCAAAUGGUGAAAAACGAUCUCAGGAGUACAAUGAGAGUACUUUUUGCUCGUCACUGAAAACAAUGGUUUACACAAUGAGGAGGCCACCUAAGCAUUUUGAGGACUUUGUACUGGGUCAUUUCCACAAGCGUGCUAAUGAUAUUCUGGUGGCAUGCAAAGCAUACAUGGAUGGUGCUCAAGUAGGGUGUCUGGUCAAAGGUGGGGUUCAAGAUGUUGAUGAGGGUGAUAAGAGCUGCUCAAAGAGUUUUAAGGACUCCUUACCUGCCUAUGUUGAUAUGCUAGCGAAGCAGUUUUCACAAAUUGGAGUCCAGGACACUGAAAGAUUUCAAACAGCAGGAAACAGGGGGAUAAACGAUCAAGCAAUACUCCUUGGUGAUCUUGAAGGAGAUGCUGGUUCUGGGAGUGCUUACAACAAGAAAUCUAGCUCGGUCUCACGUUUAUGUGAGCUGAGGACACUAUCUAUAUUCAGAGUACGUAACAAUCUCUCGUCUUACAAGCAAUCCAAACUUUCUUUUUCUCCCCCAUCUUUGUGGGAAAAGGCAAUGGUGUAUCAGUGGACUAUAGGGUCAGACGAUGAAUUGAUCAAGUAUUUGCGAAGUAUAUGCUGCGAUCUUGAGAAGAAGUCUGGAUUUUUAAGUUUUAAGAGCAUCUCCAAUGCGAGGCAACUUGGCCUCGGCAAAUCAUCACCAAAACAAAGUCUCUACAACUACCUCCAGGCUCCAACCUUCUCAUGCUGCCAGUGCCACGUGGUCAUACCACCCCGCCCUAAAACUCUUAACCCUCCAUUAUAUAAAGCUCCUAAAACCCCUUACGCCUCCAAAACAGAGCAAGCAAAACACUCUUUCUACUCGCUCCUCUCCUUUCCUCUCCUCUCCUCUCAAAUGGCAACCCCAGCAGCCAGGAUGAUGCUGUUCAAGAACGGCAAGUCGUUCCCUCUUAACCUACUCCGUGGCUCUCUUUUUGUUGGGUCUAACAACGUCACCACUCAGUUAAUUUCUGACCCAGCACUAUUACAGCCACAACAGAAGCCCAUCUUUAAUAUGCUUGGGGAUCAGUCUAAUGUCGGUCUUGGCGGUGACGUUAAUGGGGUUUUGAAUUCGAGAUUUGGUGGGUUUGGAAAGAUGGGUAGAGUGGAGGCAUAUGGGAAGAGGAGAGUGAUUAGUGAUGAGGAUGAAGAGGAUGAUGAGGAUGAAUUUGAUAGUGAAGAGAUGGAGGAUUUCCUUGAUGAUGAGGUGGAUCAGGACGAGGAUGAGGAUGGAGCUGCUCCUGAUGACGAGUAA